Messenger RNA from Carica papaya (papaya), 4811 nucleotides. Its product is annotated as pleiotropic drug resistance protein 2-like. Gene Ontology annotation, cellular component: membrane. The record is from RefSeq and is a predicted model, not a curated record. Lineage: Eukaryota; Viridiplantae; Streptophyta; Magnoliopsida; Brassicales; Caricaceae. Gene Ontology annotation, molecular function: ABC-type transporter activity; ATP binding; ATP hydrolysis activity.
CCACAAAUUUAUUCUUUUCUUUCUUUUUUUUUUUUUUUUCUUUUCCUUUUUGGGUUUUUCAAACACACUUAUAUUUCUCCUAUAUUCUAUAAACGAAUUCCAAAUACCUGUGAUUCAACAGAGUUUUGAUUCUUACUUUCGUCUCCUUUGUUUUUCUCGUUCAUUCAGUUUCAUGUGCAAGAAACCAGGUGUGUAGGUAAUAAGAAUUGUGAUAUAUUUACGGCAGUGAAUCAUGGGUGAAGAAGAUCUUGCCAAGAUACUGAGUAGUCGGUCAUUGAGCCGGAGAAUGAGUUUUUCAUCGUCAAGCAGGAGGAGUUGGGCGUCGGCGAGUAUCAGGGAAGUUUUGAAUACCCAAGCAGAUGUUUUCCAGAGAAGUGGGAGAGAAAAUGAUGAUGAGGAGCUAAUAUGGGCGGCAAUAGAAAGGCUUCCCACUUAUGAUCGGUUAAAGAAAGGGGUUCUGAUGCAAGUUUUAGAUAACGGCAACGUCGAUUAUCGAGAUAUUGAUGUUGUUAAUCUUGGUGUGCAAGACAAGAAACGUAUUAUGGAUAGUGUGCUCAAGAUAAUGGAGGAGGAUAAUGAAAAGUUUCUUCUUAAGAUUAGAGAACGCAGUGAUAUGGUGGGAAUUGAGGUACCCAAGAUUGAAAUCCGGUUCAAGAAUUUAUCGAUUGUGGGAGAGGUUUAUAGUCGAACCAGAACAGUUCCAAAUCUGGUGAAUGCUUCUUUGAAUGCAAUAGAGGAUGCUCUUGUAUCUUUUCUGAAAGUACUUGGGCUUUUCCAAUCAAGUCGACAAUUUGUCAACAUACUCAAGAAUGUGAAUGGCAUAGUGAAGCCCUCAAGAAUGACGUUGCUCUUAGGACCUCCAGGAUCAGGAAAAACUACAUUGCUGGAAGCACUGGCUGGAAAGCUUGGCAAGGGGUUAAGGAAAGUCUCAGGGGAUAUCACUUAUUGUGGUCAUGAGCUGAAUGAGUUUAUUCCCGAAAGAACAUGUGCUUAUAUCAGCCAGCAUAAUCUUCACCAUGGAGAGAUGACUGUCAGGGAGACACUGGACUUCUCGGGACGUUGCUUGGGAGUUGGCACUAGGUAUGAACUGUUAGCAGAGUUGUUAAGAAGGGAAAAAGAAGCAAGAAUCAAACCUGAUCCUGAUAUAGAUGCGUACAUGAAAGCUACUGCAAUAGCAGGCCAAAAAACCACUCUGAUAACAGAUUAUGUGCUCAGGAUGCUGGGAUUAGAUAUUUGUGCUGAUAUUUUGGUUGGUGAUGACAUGAGAAGGGGCAUAUCAGGUGGGCAAAAAAGACGUGUCACCACAGGAGAAAUGUUGGUUGGACCAGCUAAAGCCUUUUUCAUGGACGAGAUAUCCACGGGUCUGGAUAGUUCCACCACUUUCCAGAUUGUAAGGUAUAUGAGGCAAAUGGUUCAUAUCAUGGAUGUCACCAUGAUAAUAUCUCUUCUGCAACCUGCACCUGAAACCUAUGAACUUUUCGAUGAUAUCAUUUUGCUUUCUGAGGGUCAGAUAUUAUAUCAAGGUCCACGAGAGAAUGUACUCGAAUUCUUUGAGAGUGUAGGCUUCAAAUGUCCUGAAAGGAAAGGAGUUGCAGAUUUCCUGCAAGAGGUGACUUCCAAGAAAGACCAACAACAAUACUGGAGCAGAAAGGAACAACCUUACAUAUAUGUUUCUGUACCAGAGUUUGUGAAUCAUUUUGAUUCUUUUGAUAUUGGCCGGAAGCUUUCUGAAGAUCUUAAAGUUCCAUAUGAUAGAUCCAAAGCUCACCCUGCUGCAUUGGUGAAAGAUAAAUAUGCACUUUCAAACUGGGAACUCUUAAGGGCAUGCUUUGCAAGAGAGUUGCUAUUGAUGAAGCGCAACAGUUUUGUGUACAUAUUCAAGACAGUCCAGAUCACCAUAUCGUCACUGAUUGCCAUGACAGUGUUUAUAAGAACACAAAUGCCUGCCGGUCAUAUACAAGAUGGAGGAAAAUUUUAUGGUGCAUUAUUCUUCAGUCUUAUUAAUGUUAUGUUUAAUGGGAUGGCUGAGCUUGCAUUGACUAUAUUAAGGCUUCCUGUAUUUUACAAGCAGAGAGAUUUCCUUUUCUAUCCUGCAUGGGCCUUCGCUUUGCCAAUUUGGCUCCUCAGGAUUCCUCUCUCUUUAAUGGAGUCGGCAAUCUGGAUUAUUCUCACAUAUUACACUAUAGGGUUUGCUCCUGCUGCUAGUAGGUUCUUUCGUCAAUUUUUGGCAUUCUUUGGCAUACAUCAGAUGGCUCUCUCUCUUUUCCGUUUCAUUGCUGCACUUGGGAGAACACAGAUUGUAGCAAACACACUUGGUACAUUUACGUUGCUGCUGGUUUUUGUCCUUGGUGGAUUCAUUAUUGCCAAAGAUGAUAUCCCAAAGUGGAUGAUAUGGGGUUAUUACGCUUCUCCGAUGUCUUAUGGACAGAAUGCUAUAGUUAUCAAUGAAUUUCUUGAUGGGAGAUGGAGUACACCUAAUCCUGUCACACUUAUUGAUGAACCCACAGUUGGAAAGGCUCUUCUCAGAUCCCGGGGCAUGUUCACAGAAGAGUAUUGGUAUUGGAUUUGUGUUGGAGCACUCAUGGGCUUUUCUGUCAUUUUCAAUCUCUGCUUUAUCACUGCAUUGACAUAUUUGGAUCCAUUUGUAGAUUCUAAGUCUACCGAACAGCAUGAGGAUAAUGAUCACACUAAGGGCAAGAAACACUCAUCUUCAAAGGCAGGGGAAAUGAGUUCAGCAUCCACUACUUCAUUUGAAGGUGUUGGCAUGACAGAGUCAGCAGCUGUGAAACGAGGAAUGGUGUUGCCUUUUAAACCAUUUUCGCUCGCUUUUAAUCAUGUGAAUUACUAUGUUGAUAUGCCUGCUGAAAUGAAGAAACAAGGAAUUAAUGAGAGUCGUCUCCAACUGUUAAAUGAUGUCAGUGGUGCAUUUAAGCCUGGUGUUUUGACAGCACUAGUUGGUGUUAGUGGCGCUGGAAAGACUACAUUAAUGGAUGUUCUUGCUGGAAGGAAAACUGAAGGAUACAUUGAAGGAGAAAUUAAUAUUUCUGGUUUCCCAAAGAACCAAGCAACUUUUGCUAGAAUUAGCGGUUACUGUGAACAGAAUGAUAUUCACUCUCCACAUGUCACUGUUUAUGAAUCUCUCCUUUAUUCCGCCUGGUUGCGUCUUGCGAAGGAUAUUACAGCAAAAACACGGAAGAUGUUUGUUGAAGAAAUAAUGGAGUUGGUUGAGCUAAACCCAUUGAGAAAUUCUAUAGUUGGUAUUCCAGGGGUUGCUGGCUUGUCCACUGAGCAGCGGAAACGACUCACUAUUGCCGUAGAAUUGGUGGCAAAUCCUUCUAUUAUUUUCAUGGAUGAGCCAACCUCAGGGCUUGAUGCUAGAGCUGCUGCAAUUGUUAUGCGUACUGUGAGAAACACAGUGGAUACUGGUCGAACUGUUGUUUGCACAAUUCACCAGCCAAGCAUAGACAUAUUUGAAGCCUUCGAUGAGCUACUAUUGAUGAAGAGGGGAGGACAAGUCAUUUAUGCUGGGCCCCUUGGUCGUCUUUCCCACAAGCUUAUAGAAUACUUUGAAGCUAUUCCUGGAGUUCCAAAGAUCAAAGAGGGCUACAAUCCUGCAACUUGGAUGCUGGAAGUUACUUCAAGUGAUGCUGAGGCUCAGACUAAUAUAGAUUUUGCUGAAGUUUACACCAAAUCUGAACUUUAUCAGAAGAAUCAAGAGAUUAUUAAAGAGCUAAGCACUCCAAUACCAGGAUCCAAGGACCUUUAUUUUCCUACCAAAUACUCUCAAGAUUAUCUGACUCAAUGUAAAGCUUGCUUCUGGAAACAACAAAAGUCUUACUGGAGAAACGCUCAAUACAAUGCCAUUAGAUUCACAUUGACAGUUCUCGUUGGUAUUAUUUUUGGACUUAUUUUCUGGAACAAAGGAGAAAAAACAGAAACACAACAAGACCUAGCAAAUUUCAUGGGAGCUAUGUAUUGUGCUGUAUUUUUCCUUGGAGCCACCAACACUAGUGCCGUGCAGCCUGUGGUGGCAACUGAACGAACAGUCUUUUAUCGUGAACGAGCUGCUGGGAUGUACUCAGAGUUACCUUAUGCAUUUGCUCAGGUUGCCAUAGAGAUAAUCUGUGUUCUGAUUCAAACUUUUGUCUAUUCUCUAUUGCUUUAUUCGAUGAUUGGAUUCAACUGGGAGAUUGAAAAGUUCUUAUGGUUUUACUUCUUCUUGUUCAUGAGCUUUAUGUACUUCACACUUUAUGGCAUGAUGGUUAUUUCCCUUACUCCAAACCAUCAAAUUGCUGCCAUUGUUAUGUCCUUCUUCCUCACCUUCUGGAAUCUCUUCUCCGGCUUCCUCAUUCCUAGGAUGCAAAUACCAAUAUGGUGGAGAUGGUAUUACUGGGGAUCUCCAGUGGCUUGGACACUAUAUGGUCUUAUAACAUCCCAAGCUGGCCGAAAGCUUGACAACGUAUUUGUUCUUGGAGAAGGUUUUAUCACAGUAAAAGAUUACUUGAAGAAAUUCUUGGGAUUUGAAUAUGACUUCCUUGGAUAUGUUGCUGCAGCCCAUCUAGGAUUUAUUCUCCUCUUUUUGUUUGUCUUUAUAUUUGGCAUCAAGUACCUCAACUUCCAAAGAAGAUGAGUUCUUCCAACCAUAUUGAAAUAAUUCUCUACACAGUGACAUUUGUACACCAGACAAUUUUGUUGUUUCUCCAUAACUCAAAAUUUGUAUGUAUUUGGUCCAAAAAUCUAUAUAAUUCUCAUCAUAUUCAUAUAUUUUAUAUAUUUUACAUGUAAAAACUAAUCGAAAUUUAUACAAUAAA